CCCAAAAAAAUCUAUCGGAUUUGAAUUGUGGCCUAGAUUUUCCAGGGAAAACCAUACCAAAUGGUUUAUGAAAAAGGUCAAUUAUUGGAUGGAUUGGAUCAGCAGUUGUUUGUUUCAUCCCACAUCUGCUGUGGGUCCCGUAAGAUGAACGACAUGGAUCAACAGACAUGGGUCCCACUUGUAGAGAGUCCAUAGUUCUUCUCUCCCUCUUCAAGAAAACUAAAAAAAAAGGUACUCCCAUCACGAAAGAACAGUCAAGCACAAGAGAAGAAGAAAAGCCCAUCAACCAUAUGAAGAUCUUCGAUUCCAACGGGAAAAUAGAGAGGAAGAGAUUGGAGAUUCAUUUACUGCAUGUUUCCUGAACUGGGUUCUUUCCUGUUUAUGGAUUCGACUUGGAUUUCGAUCUGAAUUUGUGUUCUUGAUCCAGUUCUUUUGACGUUUUUGAAUUUUGGAUUGUGGGAAUUUCAUUGGUUCUUUCAUUCUUUUUAGUUUGGAGUAGAAAUUUAGUUGUUACUUUCCCUGUCGACCAUUGGCGGUUUACGGGCCCGAACGGUGGCAGCUAUGUCUAGCUUUGUUGGUGUUUUUGUCUCCGAUCCAUUGCUUCACAGCCAAUUCACUCAGGUCCAGUUGCGUGGUCUUCAAUCCAAUUUUGUUUCUAUGAGAAGGGAAUUGGGUCAUGUUACGGUCAGGGAUUUACCGCCUGCAAUGGUGAAACUUAAGGCUUUCAAAGAUAUGCUUACUGUGGAAGAGAUCAGCAGGAUCUUGGGUGAGUCGUAUUCCAUUACGAGCGAUGAGAUCGAUUUUGAAGCAUUUCUACGGGCUUAUUUGAAUUUGCAAUCUCGGGCGGCUGCGAAGUUGGGUGGUUCAAAGAAUUCAUCCGCAUUCCUGAAGGCCACGACAACCACCCUUCUACAUACGAUUGACGAAUCGGAGAAGGCAUCUUACGUCGCCCAUGUCAACAGCUACCUUGGAGAUGAUCCAUUUCUGAAGAAAUAUCUUCCUUUAGACCCCACGACGAAUGAUCUUUUUGAGCUUGCAAAAGAUGGAGUUCUUCUAUGUAAGCUGAUCAAUGUCGCUGUACCUGGAACGAUCGAUGAACGAGCAAUCAACACUAAACGGAUACUCAACCCAUGGGAAAGGAAUGAGAACCAUACCCUUUGUCUUAACUCUGCCAAGGCCAUUGGGUGCACUGUUGUUAACAUCGGAACACAGGAUCUUAUUGAAGGGAGGCCUCACCUGUUACUUGGGUUGAUAUCUCAAAUUAUUAAGAUACAACUGUUGGCGGACCUCAACUUAAAGAAGACACCUCAAUUGGUGGAGUUGGUAGAUGACAGCAAGGACGUGGAGGAGCUCAUGGGUUUAGCCCCUGAAAAGAUCUUGCUAAAAUGGAUGAAUUUCCAUCUCGAAAAGGCCGGCUACAAGAAACCUGUUACAAAUUUUUCUUCUGAUGUGAAGGAUGGAGAGGCUUAUGCUUACCUCCUUAAUGUGCUUGCGCCAGAGCAUUGUAGUCCAAACACAUUGGACACGAAGGAUCCUAAAGAGAGGGCGGAACUUAUACUUGAACAUGCAGAGAGAAUGGAUUGCAAAAGAUACUUAACUCCAAAUGACAUUGUUGAAGGCUCGCCGAAUUUGAAUCUAGCAUUCGUUGCACAUAUAUUUCACCACAGGAACGGUUUGUCAGUAGAUAGCAAGAAAAUAUCAUUCGCAGAGAUGAUGCCAGAUGACGUGCAAGUAUCUAGAGAAGAAAGGGCUUUCAGAUUGUGGAUCAACAGUCUUGGAGUUUCUACAUAUGUUAAUAAUGUAUUUGAGGAUGUUAGAAAUGGAUGGGUUCUGUUGGAAGCGCUAGACAAAGUGUCUCCGGGAUCAGUUAACUGGAAGCAGGCAUCCAGGCCACCCAUUAAGAUGCCAUUUAGAAAAGUAGAAAACUGCAACCAGGUUGUGAGGAUUGGUAAACAGCUGAAGUUCUCCCUAGUUAACGUGGCCGGGAAUGAUAUUGUGCAAGGAAAUAAGAAGCUCAUACUUGCUUAUCUAUGGCAGUUGAUGAGGUUUAACAUACUUCAACUCCUGAAAAACUUGAGAUUCCACUCCCAAGGAAAAGAGAUUACGGAUACCGAUAUCCUCAACUGGGCGAACACCAAAGUGAGGAGUACGGGCAGAACUUCUCAAAUGGAAAGUUUCAGGGAUAAGAACCUAUCAAACGGGAUAUUUUUCCUCGAUCUUCUUAGUGCGGUGGAACCAAGGGUUGUCAAUUGGAACCUUGUUACCAAGGGCGAAAGCGAUGAGGAGAAGAAGUUGAAUGCUACAUAUAUAAUCAGUGUUGCUCGAAAGCUCGGGUGUUCCAUUUUCUUGUUGCCCGAAGACAUCAUGGAGGUGAAUCAGAAGAUGAUUCUUACUCUAACUGCCAGCAUCAUGUAUUGGAGCCUCCAACAACCAGUGGAAGAGUCAGAGCCGUCCGUCGAAGCUGCAACACCAAAGGAGUCCUCCGUCAACGGCGAAAAUGUUAGAAUUACUAGCAAUGGUGUUAGCAUUCUUGGCGAUGUUUCAAGCUUGGCAAUCGACGAUGCCGCUUCUGACGCUUCCUCACAGUCACAAGAAGAGAAUGGGGAAGCUCCUGUCGACGAAUGACCACGAAUUUCAAAUCCAACAGUCCUUUCUUCUCCUCUUUAAAGAAUAGAAAAGGAAAAACAGAAUAUUGAAAACACGCCAUAGGUAUGUGAAUACAAAAACACCAAUAGCCUUUCUCAUUGCAUUGCAUCAGUUGAGUCAGGAGCUUUGGUGGGUAAUCACUUGAUUAUCUUGCCUAUACAAAAUGUCCAUGGUCCUCU
This is a messenger RNA of Magnolia sinica, 2825 nucleotides long. Its product is annotated as fimbrin-5. Lineage: Eukaryota; Viridiplantae; Streptophyta; Magnoliopsida; Magnoliales; Magnoliaceae. Bases 562 to 2625 code for a protein of 687 amino acids. The record is from RefSeq and is a predicted model, not a curated record. Gene Ontology annotation, molecular function: actin filament binding. The transcript has 15 exons. Gene Ontology annotation, biological process: actin filament bundle assembly; actin filament network formation. Gene Ontology annotation, cellular component: cytoplasm; actin filament; actin filament bundle.